GAGAAGGGCAGAGCGAUGGCGCCGGUGCUGCUGCUGGUGGUGCUGCUGGCGUCGGCGCUGCCGGCCGCCGCCGCCUACCUGUGCUGCGUGCGGCGGCACACGGGCCGGGCGGGGGCACGGAGCCGCAGCCCCCCGCGGGACCCCUGGGCCCCGCGGCUGUGCGGCUCCGGGCUGCGCCUCUUCGUCCAUGUGGCCAACACGGCUUUUGGACAGAUCUUUUUACUGCCGCUCUUAAUAAGGCUGAACAACUUCUCACUCAUGCGUUUGCUUGACAUUCACGAAGAUCCCACAUUUAUCCCGGAGGUUGCUGCAGAGGUUAUGGAAGACAAGUCUGAGGCAAAAAGCACUUCGGAGAUUAUUGAGCAGUUGAUAGAUGCAAGGUCUGUUUCUACUAGCAAUGGGUUUAGCUUCAAAGGGAUCAAGGACUACCUGGACUGCUACCGGAGUGGGAAGCUGACACCAUCUCAGGUGGCAAAGAACAUCAUUGCUAUGCUGGAGGACUGUGACAAAUCCACGCCCCCACUCAGAGCGAUAGUGCAGUGGGACCAGGAGCAAAUCAUGCUGAUGGCUGAGGCCUCUACUGCUCGUUACAGGAAUAAAUGUACCCUGUCUUAUCUGGAUGGCAUCCCAGUGUGUCUGAAAGAAGAGUUCAAAGUGGUACCUUACCAUCACCGAGUGGGAACAGUGUAUCUUGGGACAGAACCCGAAACAGAAGAUGCUACUGUGGCCAAGAAGCUGCGAGAAGCUGGGGCUAUCAUUAUUGGGGUCUCAAACAUGCAUGAACUAGGGACUGGAACAACUGGAUGCAACCCUAAUAGGUUCCACAAGAUUCCUAGGAACCCCUACAAGCCUAACCACUUCACAGGUGGGAGCUCCAGUGGGUCAGCAGCAGCUGUAGCAGCAGGUCUCUGCCCAGUGGCUAUUGGCACAGAUGGAGGUGGCUCUGUGAGGAUUCCUGCUUCAUUUUGUGGUGUGGUGGGGCUCAAAGGUACGUUUGGGCGCAUCAGUUGUCACGGCUGCUUGCCACUCUCCUACUCCACAGUCAGUGUAGGCCCAAUCUGUACCUCAGUGGCAGAUGCAGCCAUUGUUUACAGUAUCCUUGCUGAGCCAGAUCCGCUCUAUCCAUAUAGUCUAAAACAGCCCAAAGCAACCCUAUCUGAUAUGUGUGCUCCUGACCUGAAAGGCUUAAAACUGGGAGUGGACUGGACAUUUUUUAAGGCAUGUGAUGCUGAAGUCCUGUCCAUCUGUGAGAAAGCUGUGGAAUACCUGCAGAGUCUGGGAGCCAGUGUGGUUGAAGUGUCUCUUCCAGAGAUGGAGGAAGUUCGAGUAGCACAUGUAAUCUGCAUUCUCAGUGAGAUGAGGGACUUCCUACAACCUGACUUCAAUAAACAUUUCGAGGAAAUGAAUUUGGACACUCGGGCUAACCUUGCCCUGGCUUCUCAGUUUACAGCUCUGGAUUAUAUUACGGCAAAUCGACAGAGAACUCGGAGUAUGAGAUUUUUGCGAGAGAUCUUCACCACUGUCAACUGUAUCCUUACACCAGGUGUUGCCUCGACUGCACCAAGAAUCUAUGAAUCUGACCUCUCGGCAGGGAGCAGUGAUAUGUCCUCUACAGUCCGGUCCAUGAGGUACAUGCAGCUUGGUAACUUCACUGGGAUUCCAGGCCUUGUGAUCCCCAUUGGAUAUUCUACUGCUGGGCUUCCCAUCAGCUUCCAGGUCAUGGCAAAGUGGUGGGAUGAAGCUGUUCUUCUGAGGAUUGGCCUGAAGCUAGAGCAGUUCCGCUCCCAGACCAAAAAACCAUCCAUUUAUUACGACAUCCUUGCAUGAUGGAGUGACCAAGAUGGGGAAUAAGCCUUUUUUUUUUUUCUAGUCUGACCUGACCAAGUAUUAGAGUGGACUUGUUUUCAAUGUUCAUCUGAAUAAGGCUUAGUAGGAGGCCUGUUUGAAGAAUGGGAAGGAAUGCUGAUCCAAGCAGGCACUGAUGCUGAGCAGACCAUUUCUGUUCCCUGUUUGUUAUUGGAUGGUCCACUGUAUACUGGGGAUGACCAACUCUGCUAGCUAGCUCCUCACCAUGUUUUUGGCAACAGGGGAAGCUGCAACUAUCUUCUGGAACUUCUUUCCAUGUAGGGGCCUUGUGUAAAGAUGGAAGACAAUUGCAUCUACAGGAGUGCAUGCAGGCAGCUGGUACUACUGUGCAUGGAGAGGUACAAUCUCUAGCCCUUAUAAACCUUCUCACAGAACUCCUUCUGCUCCAGAAUAUAAAAAAGGUACUGUUUUGAGGGGGACAGGCAGCAAAUAAUACCUAGCUGUCUGGGAAUGAGGAUCUUAACACACAUGCAAUUAAGUAGUGUGUGUUUUCGUCCCUACGAUGGUCUCUCAGAGCAAAGUAGAAAGCCCAUAGCUAUGUAAGUGUCACUGUGCUUCUGUCCCUUAUACUGCAAACAGUGUAAGGUCAGUCUAACUGUUGCACAAAGUAUGGGUCUGCUUAUGGCAUGAGCAGUCCUGCCUACCUUCAGCCUACAGGAAAUGGGAGGAAAAAGCAGAGCAUGAAUCCUCAACAAGUCUGUGACCCAAAGCCUUGGUUCAGGGUUCUGGCUUUCUGUUGCACAUGUUUCCCAAGCUAAGCCUUGGAGAAUCUCUUUUCUCCCCCUCAUUGUUUAAAUAUAAGCCUAGAAUCAUUUAGGUGUCCAAAGGAAGAAACUGCUGGGUAGUGCUGUGGAAUACUGUUUAAGGGGGUGCUGAGCCAGCUAUUAGAAACAGGUGAAAUUUCCAGAAAAUCCUGAAUACUGCAAGAAUUGAAGCUGGGUGCAAGUGAGGUGUUGCACAAAGCCAUGUGCAGCAAGGAGCCUCCUCUAGAUGAGAAGCCAACCCCUUCUUAUCCCAAAUCUACUUCCUGAAGUAAUCAAGGUAGAAUUAAGACAUGGAUUAAAGAUGAGGCUAUACUACACAGAGCAUGACAGGUCUCUGAGCUACAUUAACUGUGCUUCACUGAAAGGCCCCGGACUGUACACUCCCAAGUACCCGUGUCCUGCCAGCAGCACUAGGGCACAGUAAAAGAUAUGAAAAGAGCUAGGAGUAACCAAACACAAAACCAUUGGUGUUUGUUUUGGAUAACGCUGAGAGGUAUUUCCUUUUGCCUACCACAUUAGCUAUCCUGGGCUUUUGAUCAGGCCACUGGAGAAGCUGUCCUACAGCCAGGAGCAGAGAUCACUGCAGUCUUAGCUUGGAAGGAAAGAGGAACAGAAGGUGAUUGCAGUUUCUCCCAAACUCUGUAAAGUUUGGGUUUCUUUUCCCCAAUAUAUAUAUAUCCACUCUUUAACCAGAGCUAGCACAUUACUAAUGGCUAAAGUCAGAUGGCAUUUGAAUGGAAGAACAUUGCAUUGCCUUCUUAAUUACCUGAGUUAAAGCAUCAACUCCUACCAUCAGCUGUCACCAGCAUCCACAGUUGAAUUAAUUAUAUGGUUGAUACUGUCUUUUAUCUUCAA
This is a messenger RNA of Apus apus (common swift), 3485 nucleotides long. RefSeq lists its product as uncharacterized. The record is from RefSeq and is a predicted model, not a curated record. NCBI's taxonomy places the organism in Eukaryota, Metazoa, Chordata, Aves, Apodiformes, Apodidae. The transcript has 20 exons. Gene Ontology annotation, molecular function: catalytic activity. The coding region runs from base 16 to 1827 and encodes 603 amino acids.